CAAAUAGAAUAACAGUUUUCUCAGCCUCCCCUGUCCCUUUUUCAGCACUCUCUCUCCCCUCCGCCGAUGAUGUUGUUGUUGUUGUUGGCGCAUUAUCGUUAGUGCCACCUCCAAUUUCUCCAAAUUUAUCCAUUUUUCUAUUGAAUCUUCUUGUUUUUUUUUUUUGGGUUCGUCUUCGUUAUCCUUCAGGAACUUCUUCUGCCAGAAGAGCUUCAAUUAGCUGACAAAAUCCUCAUUCAUCGCAUCUCCUCCCUUUCAGAUACCCCCGUCUCUCUCUCUCUCUCUUCCUCUAGCUCUCCGCCUAGAGAGAAGAGUGUCCAUGCUGUGCUCAACUCUCUUGACAGCUUAGUAUCCAGGAUUCGUCGCCGCCAUGGCUUCUUCCAUCCUCUUUCCGGCGACGACCGUUAAGGACAGCAGGGCGGUUCUGCUCUCCCCCGGAGGCCGAUGCCCCGCCAUGAGGGCUUCCCGCCGUUGCCUUUUUGUACGCUCUUCGCUGGAUGCUAACGUGUCCGACAUGAGCGUCAAUGCGCCAAAUGGUUUGUUUCCGCCGGAGCCUGAACAUUAUCGGGGGCCAAAGUUGAAAGUGGCGAUCGUUGGAGCAGGGCUUGCGGGCAUGUCAACUGCAGUCGAGCUUUUGGAUCAAGGCCACGAGGUUGAUAUAUACGAGUCGAGAAAAUUUAUUGGUGGUAAAGUGGGUUCUUUCAUAGAUAAACGUGGAAACCACAUUGAAAUGGGUCUUCAUGUUUUCUUUGGGUGCUACAGCAAUCUCUUCCGCCUGAUGAAAAAGGUUGGUGCAGAUAAGAAUUUGCUUGUGAAAGAACAUACUCACACCUUCGUAAAUAAAGGAGGCCAAAUUGGCGAGCUAGAUUUUCGCUUUCCAAUGGGAGCUCCAUUGCACGGUAUUCGUGCAUUUUUGUCUACAAGUCAGUUGCAGACUUAUGAUAAAGCCAGAAAUGCUGUGGCGCUUGCUCUAAGUCCUGUUGUAAAGGCUCUUGUUGAUCCAGAUGGAGCACUGCAAGACAUACGGAACUUGGAUAGUAUAAGUUUCUCGGAAUGGUUUAUGUCCAAGGGCGGUACACGGAUGAGUAUCCAGAGAAUGUGGGAUCCUGUUGCAUAUGCUCUUGGCUUCAUUGACUGUGAUAACAUUAGUGCCCGUUGCAUGUUGACCAUAUUUGCAUUGUUUGCUACAAAGACUGAAGCUUCUCUGCUACGUAUGCUCAAGGGUUCUCCAGAUGUUUAUUUGAGUGGUCCCAUCAGAAAGUAUAUCAUGGACAAAGGGGGAAGGUUUCAUCUGAGGUGGGGAUGCAGGGAGGUACUCUAUGCUAAAUCUGCUAGUGGAGACACGUAUAUCACUGGACUAGCUGUGUCUAAAGCUACUGACAAAAAAGUGGUGAAAGCGGAUGCAUAUGUGGCAGCAUGUGAUGUUCCCGGUAUCAAAAGACUGCUUCCAGCACAGUGGAGGGACUGGGAGUUCUUUGAUAACAUCUAUAAGCUUGUUGGUGUGCCUGUCGUCACUGUGCAGCUUCGGUAUAACGGUUGGGUCACCGAGUUGCAGGAUCUCGAACGCUCUAGGCAACUGAGGCAAGCUGCUGGAUUAGACAACCUGCUUUACACACCGGAUGCAGAUUUCUCUUGCUUUGCUGACUUAGCACUCGCUUCACCAGAAGAUUACUAUAUUGAAGGACAAGGUUCUUUGCUCCAAUGUGUGCUUACACCAGGCGAUCCUUACAUGCCUUUGACGAAUGAUGAGAUUAUAAAACGAGUAACCAAGCAGGUGUUGACUUUGUUCCCAUCAUCACAAGGUUUAGAAGUAACCUGGUCGUCUGUAGUCAAAAUUGGACAAUCUCUAUAUCGCGAAGGGCCUGGGAAAGAUCCUUUCAGGCCUGACCAGAAGACACCUAUCAAGAACUUUUUCCUUGCAGGCUCUUACACAAAGCAGGAUUACAUAGACAGUAUGGAAGGGGCCACUCUAUCGGGCAGGCAGGCUGCUGCUUAUAUAUGCGAUGCUGGGGAGGAGUUGCUGGCUCUGCGAAAGGAACUCGGUAUCAGUGAUUUGCUAGCGGCUACAAGUACUUCAAGUGUCGCUGAUGAGCUAAGUUUUGUGUAGUUAUUCCACUGCCCUUUUACCACCCAAGAAAAUAGGAAACCUCCUCGGUUAUGCUAAGAAUCGGGAUGGUUAUUAUAGUGGAAAUGUCCAUUCUUUUUUCUUACAUACAAUUCAUGUAGAAUUGAGACUUUAGUGUAAAUUAUAGGAAGUUCAAGAAGUAUGAUUAAAAUGGGAUCGAAAAGGAUGGGGAGAAAAGAUGAGUGUGACUAGAGAUGUGUGUCGAUGAUGCAAUCUUUGGUUAGGUUGUCCGCCAUGAAGAACUUGUGUAUUCGGGCCCCUCUUGUAGUUGUCUUGCAAUUGACACAAGUGCAACCGCACUACUUUUACCGGAAGCAAAUACGGAUUUAACUGUA
Messenger RNA from Punica granatum (pomegranate), 2460 nucleotides. The record is from RefSeq and is a predicted model, not a curated record. NCBI's taxonomy places the organism in Eukaryota, Viridiplantae, Streptophyta, Magnoliopsida, Myrtales, Lythraceae.